AUGUCGUCAAACAUUCGAAACGCACUCCUCAUUGUGGCUACGGCUGCCAGCUUCUUCACUAUUUUUGGUCAGGCUACAACCGUCGCUCCAGCAUCCAAGCUAAACGGCAUCACGAUUCCCCAUUCUGAUAACGUUCGGGGUUACAUCAACCUGCCAACGGAAUUGCCUGGCGAUCCUACUGUGAAAGUUAGCUGGAAGUCAUCUCAUCCAGAUAUCGUUUCGGAUCGGCCGGAUGGAAAGAUCGCCGCUGGUGUUGUUCACCGACCUCCUCCGGGAGCCAAGCCGGCGGGAGUAAAGUUGACAGCUUGUGUUGAUGAACAUCACGACCACAAUGCCUGCCGCGAUUUUCACCUGCGGAUCCAGCCUUCUGUUGAGCUGGCUGAGUUCACGCGCUACGGUAUGGCCAACUUUGCCAGAUCAAACUCCAACUCCGGCCAGCAAGUCUUCUUUGCCACGAGCGAAGCCAAUGAAGCCACUACCUGGCACGAAACUAAGAACGGCGCGGCGACCCUUAUCUCCCCGAAAGGCAUGCACGCGACCCGCGAUCCUGUUAUUGUCCGUUCUCCAGAAGGCGACCGAUUCUUCCUUGUGGCGACGGAUCUCAACGUCGACAAUGUGGAUUACGGUUGGAAGAACUGGGACUGGGCACAGAGUGGUGCGAGCCGCUAUAUCGAGGUGUGGGAGUCUGAUGACCUGAGGAAUUGGUCUGAGCAGCGACACGUGUUGGUGGCGCCUGAGGAGGCGGGUAUGACCUAUGCUCCCGAGGCGAUUUGGGAUCCCGAGAUUGGGGAGUAUGUCGUGUACUGGACAUCAAGCAUGUAUCCGAAAGGGACAUACUACACCCCGAACAAGGAGGACCCUAAUGGCCGAUAUCCCCUCACUGGAGGUCAGACGCUGUACGCCACAACUCGCGACUUCAUCAGCUUCAGCCCUGCAAAAGUCAUGUCUGGGCGCCCAGGCCACGGCACUCUCGACCCAGUGAUUAUCCCUGACGAACACGGAUACUAUCAGCGCAUUGUCAGCGAUCGCAAUUCCACAGGCGUGAACCUGACUUGGUACGGCAUGCCAUGCUCCUCCGAAGAUCUCUACCAGGAACGAUCUCGCUCCAUCCUUGCUCCUGGAGCCGAAUGGGAGCUCAUCGACACCUGCAUCACUCACAAGACCAUGAACACAACUUACGCUGAAGGACCUCUCGUCGUGAAGGCCAACCUGCGAGACCCCCGCGGCAAGGGCUAUUACAUGUACGCUGAUCAGAAAUGGGCGGGUUCGCCAUCUGGACAACCCAUGGAGCAGCAAUACCACCCAUACUGGACAAACGAUGUCGGCCAGCCAGAUUGGCAACCAAUUGACUGGACUAGAAAGCCAAACUACAACGAAGCAAAUGGCGUAAUCCGCCACGGUCACAUCUGGGCCAUUACUACCGCUGAGCACGCCGCCCUUCGCGGUGCAGAUCUCAAAUCAAUCUCCCUCACACCGCCUACGAAGACGACUUACAAGGUUGGCGAGCCCUUGGAUCUAAAUGGAUUAAAGGUGUCUGUAGAGUACUUGGAUGGAGUUGUGGAUAACGAAGUUAUGGAAGGCUACGGAGGUUACUCUGUAAAGGGGUAUAACCCGAAUAGGCUAGGAAAGCAGAAUGUCGAGGUUGUAUAUAGGGUUGUGGAUGUCGUGAAGAACGCAAAGUUCAACGUCGUGGUGGUCAAGGGGUGCAAGUCGCCUGAGGGAUUAUGA
This is a messenger RNA of Emericellopsis atlantica, 1728 nucleotides long. RefSeq names its product putative arabinosidase. Bases 1 to 1728 code for a protein of 575 amino acids. The record is from RefSeq and is a predicted model, not a curated record. Lineage: Eukaryota; Fungi; Ascomycota; Sordariomycetes; Hypocreales; Bionectriaceae. The transcript has a single exon.